Molecule: messenger RNA, 99 nt
Organism: Peronospora matthiolae
Lineage: Eukaryota; Oomycota; Peronosporomycetes; Peronosporales; Peronosporaceae
Source: the annotation of a GenBank genome assembly
AUGGCGCUACCGGAGCAAGCGCGGCGCGUGGAAGAGGAGCAGAAGACGCGCGAGGAGAGACUUGGAAAAGAAUCCAGACGUUUCAACCUGGAUCAAUAA